Molecule: messenger RNA, 631 nt
Organism: Tinamus guttatus (white-throated tinamou)
Lineage: Eukaryota; Metazoa; Chordata; Aves; Tinamiformes; Tinamidae
Source: RefSeq, a predicted model, not a curated record
UUUCUUUUUUUAGAGGACAAGAAAUUAGUCUAGAUGCAGUAAAUGAGGAAAAAGUCAAUAGAAAUGGAGGAAAGGAAAAUCAAGAGGAGGAGCCCCAAGUCUUCCACCGCUCACCCUGCUCAGGUUGCUAAUUCUAAGAAAAGCUCAGUGCCCGUCAGUAAAAGUACAGCCUUUUCAAAUCCUGCGCCCCAGCCUGCAGUGCAGAAACCAAAAUUAAAACGAGUGAUAAAAGAAAAAGCUAAACCUCCAGGAGGGGAACCCAAAGGGGCACAGGCAGCACCAAUCCAGCAUUCUUUUCUCACAGAUGUAUCAGAUGUCCAAGAAAUGGAAAGGGGACUUCUCAGUCUCCUGAAUGACUUCCACUCUGGCAAACUUCAAGCAUUUGGAAACGAGUGCUCCAUAGAGCAGAUGGAGCACGUGCGGAGCAUGCAGGAGAAGCUAGCCCGUCUCAACCUGGAGCUCUACGGGGAGCUGGAGGAGCUCCCUGAAGACAAAAGGAAACUAGCCAGUGACUCCAACUUGGAUAGGCUGCUGUCUGAUCUGGAAGAACUGAAUUCAUCUAUACAAAAGCUACAUUUAGCAGAUGCUCAGGAUAUUCCAAACGGUACCACAGGCUGAAGGUGCAGCUUUC